AUGAUUGAAGAUAAACUAGAAGUUACAUGCUUUAUUAAAGAUUAUAAUUUGUUUUAAAAUUUAAAAAAAAAUAAAAAUAACUAAUUUUUAUUGAAAAUAAAUAGGAGCUUAUCUAAAAAUAAAAUGACUGAAGAUAAACAAAAAAUUUUUAAUUCUAACAUUUCAAGUUUAACUUAAUUGACAAUAGGAUAAAGCUGCAAAUUAAUCUGUUUUGAAGAACUUCAAUAACUUUAAGAAUUAAAGAAUGGAAUUUGUCUGAAAUAAUUGUCUUUAAACUUAUCAUCAAAAUCGAUUGGUGUGGAAUAUGCUAUUUAAAUCGCCUCAUAUAUUUCAUCAUUAGAAAAUCUUUCUGAACUUAAGAUUAACUUAUCUACAAAUUAGAUUGAGUCACAAGGAGCUAAGGCAUUUGGAGAAUCUUUACAAAAAUUUUAAAACCUUAAAUAACUUUGCUUAUAUGUAAGCUUUAAUCAAAUAAAGAGUGAAGGUUUGGCAAGUAUUGCAGAAGGGAUCUCUAAAAUGAAAAGUUUAGAAUAAUUAACUCUCUCAGCUAACUAAAAUUAGAUUAAAGAAUUUUAUUAGUUAGGAAAUUCUAUUGAAAAAUUAGCAAAUAUAAAUUUUUUGCAUCUUUCACUUGCUUAGAAUUCGAUUAACAGCGAAGGUAUUUAGCAAUUAUGUAAGGGCAUUUCAAAAUGUUCUCAUAUAAAGUCUUUAAUACUCUAAUUAUAAAAUAACGCUUUAGCUGAUGAAGGAAUUUUAAAUUUAUCUAAUUGGUUGUAAAAAUGCCAAAAAAUUGUGCAUUUAAACCUUGAUUUAACUAAUAAUUCAGUUAAUGAAUAAGGAGCCCUACAUUUGGCUAACUUAAUAUAAGAAUUAAAGUGCCUCACUCAUUUAAGCAUCAAUUUAUAGUAAAGAAAUUUCAAAACUAUUUUAUUAAUUUUUUUUAAGAAUUAAUAAAAUUCAGCAUAAUGGUCUUUUAUACUUGAUUGGAAGUAUUAGCAAAAUUAAAAUGUAAUUGAUUAACUUAUCUCUGAAUUUAUAUAAUAACCAAAUCUCUAUAUAAGGAAUCCAUAACUUAUUUUUAUAAAUUUCGCAAUACAACAAACUUAAAUAACUAGAUUUAAAUUUAGAAAAAAAUUAGAGUCAGAUAUAAAAUAUCUAAUUUAGUUUUAAAAACUUAGAGUAGUUAUAAUUUCUCAAAUUAAAUAUUUUGUAAAACGGAUUUAGCAUAUACUUUAAAAAGAAAUUUAUUAGCCUUUGUUUUCUUCAUUGUAAAAGAUUAGUACAAAUUUAAUUACAAAAAUGAAAGCUAGACAUCAUAUUACUUAAAAUGCUAAAUAAAAUUUUUACUUAUUUAAUUCCAUAUGUAUAUUGAAAAAAAUAUUUAUUAACACACAAAAUAUCUUUUAUUUUUUAUUUAAUCUACUUUUUCAAAUUUCAGAAGAAAUUAUAAUUUAAGAAGUAAUCAAAAUUUCUUAUUACUUAAUAAAAUCUAAAUAAGUAAUUAAAUCUAUUUAUUAAUUUUAAUGGAUAACUUAUUAAGAGGGUUAAAGAUAAUAAAGUUAUUUAAAUCUAAGUUUUUUUUAAUUAUUUAAAAACCAACAUUUUUUUCAAAAUAAUUAUUUUUUUAUAUUCCUUACUCCCACAAUUUAUAAUAUUAUGAUUAUUAUUCCUCUCACUAAAUUCUAUUAAAAUAUACAUAUAAUGUGA
Tetrahymena thermophila SB210 is the source of this 1707-nucleotide messenger RNA. Its product is annotated as transmembrane protein, putative. Gene Ontology annotation, molecular function: protein binding. The record is from RefSeq and is a predicted model, not a curated record. NCBI's taxonomy places the organism in Eukaryota, Ciliophora, Oligohymenophorea, Hymenostomatida, Tetrahymenidae. The transcript is spliced from 14 exons.